Aspergillus melleus is the source of this 567-nucleotide messenger RNA. RefSeq names its product peroxiredoxin-like family protein. Gene Ontology annotation, cellular component: cytoplasm. The record is from RefSeq and is a predicted model, not a curated record. The transcript has 2 exons. Bases 1 to 567 code for a protein of 188 amino acids. Gene Ontology annotation, molecular function: thioredoxin peroxidase activity. NCBI's taxonomy places the organism in Eukaryota, Fungi, Ascomycota, Eurotiomycetes, Eurotiales, Aspergillaceae. Gene Ontology annotation, biological process: cellular response to oxidative stress; cell redox homeostasis.
AUGGCAUCCAUUACUCCACAGCUCGAAUCCCUUCAACAAGCCAUCAAACAGACUGCGCCCGACUCGAUUAUACAGCUAGUGAAUAAAGCGAAGAAACAGGCAGAGCAAACUUCCACAGAGCUUCUCUCGCAAGGUCCCUUGAUCAUUACCUUUUAUCGCGGCGAGUGGUGCCCAUUCUGCAACAUUGCCCUAGUCGGCCUGCAACGAUAUUAUGACGAGUUAAAAGUGAAAGGCGCAAGCCUGGUCGCAAUCACCCCGGAGCUUCCCAAUAGCUCUUUGUCUAUGAUCGAAAAGCACGACCUCAAGUUCCCUGUUUUGACAGAUUCGCACAACGAAUACGCUCGCAAGCUCGGAAUUGUUUGGAAGCAGCCGGAGAGCCUAAGACCGGUUUAUGAGGCCCUGGGUCAUGACUUACAACAACGAAACGCUGACAAGUCAUUCAAAGUCCCCAUCCCAGCUACUCUGCUGGUGGAUAAGGAUGGUAUUGUGAGGAAUAUGUAUCUGAAUGUGGACUACUUCAAGCGUGUGGAGCCAAAGGCUGUGUUGGAAUGGAUCGAGGCCCUGUAG